AUGUCGAAGCCCGAAUGUACCAACACGAACACAGUGAGCGACGUCAAGAACAACAUCACCAUGAUCGAGGGCGUUGAGUCACCCAAGGAGGUAACCGGCUUCGAGAAUGACGCCGCUCUCGGUACCCAACAAGAGAAAGAUAUGCCUCUCGGGACAGCUUUCAAGCACUACAGGAAAGCUGCCAUAUGGUCCAUCACGAUCUCCAUGGCCACCAUCAUGGAGGCCUAUGAUAUGCAGCUUAUCAGCUCCUUCUAUGCUUUUCCCCAGUUUAACCGCAAAUACGGCACGCAGCUUCCUAACGGCACAUAUCAAGUCGACGCGAAUUGGCAGCUGGGUUUAAGUUUCGCCUCGCUGAUAGGCCUCAUCUUUGGUGUCUUCGCGAGUGGAUACUUAGGCGACAAACUUGGUCCCCGUUAUGUCAUGAUCGCCGCCCAUUGCAUUCUUACGGCUUUCAUUGCAAUUAUUUUCACGGCCCCAAAUAUUGAGAUUCUGUUCGCAGGUGAGAUUUUGUGCGCCUGCAUGUGGGGUCUCUUUGCUGCAGCAACUCCGACCUACGCAGCAGAGAUCGUUCCAAUGGCUUUACGAGGCUACCUCACCACCUAUGUCAAUCUCUGCUGGGUUAUUGGCCGCAUUCUCGCGACCGGCGUCUUGCGGGGCAUGCUACCCAUCCAGUCGGAGUGGUCCUACAGAAUACCCUUUGCGCUCCAGUGGAUGUGGCCACCGUUCCUGAUCGCCGCAACUUGGUUCGCUCCUGAGAGCCCGUGGUGGCUCAUACGUAAGGGACGCAUCGAAGAAGCGAGAAAGACACUGGAUCGACUCGAUAGCGCACCUGUCGGAGCCGUCAACAACGACCACAGACUCGCCAUGAUGCAACACACUAUCGAGAUUGAGCGCAAGCUUAAGGUCGGUGGAUCGUUCAUCGAUUGCUUCAGGGGCACGAACCUCCGCCGUACGGAGAUUGCCAUGAUAUCUUGGGGAGGACAGAUCCUCCCAGGCUUCGUCAUUCAGAGUUACACCACGUACUUUUUCACUCUAGCAGGACUCCCAUCGAGUGAUUCUUUCAGCCUGACGCUUGGGACGUACGGUAUGGCAUUCGUCGGUACUUGCUUAUCGUGGUUUCUCCAGCCUCGCAUGGGGCGUCGUACCAUCUACAUCGCUGGCCUUGCCAUUAUGCUGCCAAUCAUGUGGAUCGUUGCUUUUCUUGAAUUUGCGCCCAACGCGGCCACCAACUCAGGCAUCAAAUGGGUUCAGUCUUCCAUCUUGAUGAUCUGGUUCUUCACCUACGGUAUCACCAUCGGCCCAAUUCCAUACGCUAUCGCCGCUGAGGUUGGUGCUGUUCAGUUGCGCUACAAGACGAUAGCGCUUGGUCGAAACAUGUACUACUUCCUGUCCAUUGUCAACGUGACCAUCUCGCCGUAUAUGCUCAAUCCGAGUAGGUGGGAUCUCAAGGGGAAGGCUGCUUUUCCUGCUGCUAUUCUAAAUGUUUGCUUGUUGCUGUGGGCUUUCUUCCGGCUGCCUGAAACGAAGGGUAUGACGCCAGAAACUCUGGACAAGUUGUUUCAUGAGAAGGUGCCAGCGCGCAAGUUCAAGAAGGAGGCGGCGCGCUUCCAGUAG
This is a messenger RNA of Didymosphaeria variabile, 1614 nucleotides long. RefSeq lists its product as uncharacterized. NCBI's taxonomy places the organism in Eukaryota, Fungi, Ascomycota, Dothideomycetes, Pleosporales, Didymosphaeriaceae. Gene Ontology annotation, molecular function: carbohydrate:proton symporter activity. Gene Ontology annotation, cellular component: membrane. Bases 1 to 1614 code for a protein of 537 amino acids. Gene Ontology annotation, biological process: transmembrane transport; carbohydrate transport. The record is from RefSeq and is a predicted model, not a curated record. The transcript is spliced from 4 exons.